AUGCCUCCAAGUGGUGCACAACGAGGAUCAGCGUAUACUUCGAAUGGUGAUCCUUUGACACCAAUAUAUCCAUCGACAGACUACAUGUACAGAAUGAGAGAAGACAGUUCACGCUUUCUACCUAAAAUUCCUGCUCAGCCAAUUGGUUAUGGUGAAGCUCAGAUUAUUCUUCAAUACUUACAAGGUAGAGAAGUGGCAGUAGAAUGGCGUGGAACUUUAUCAAAUUUAACAUAUCAUUAUGGUGGCGAACUUCGUGGUGCAUCAGAUUCUUGGACUUUGGGAAGUGUCGAUCCAACGAGUGGAACAGCUACUCUUCUUGAAAUAACACGGGUACUUGGUCAAAUGUAUAAAAAUGGAUUUCGACCACGACGUAGUUUAAUGUUUUGUUCAUGGGGUGCUGAAGAAUAUGGACUUCUUGGAUCCGUAGAAUAUAUUCAGGAAUAUGUUAAAGUGCUAGGUGCUCGAAUCGUCUCUUACUUGAAUGUAGAUCUUGCAGUUCAAGGAAAUUAUACUGUCGAUGUCAAGACUUCUCCAAUAUUGUUUGAUAUUAUUGUCCAAGCAGCUAAAAUGAUUCCAAGUGCAUAUGAUCCUGCUGGACAAACUGUCUAUGAUAAAUGGAUGAAUGUUAAUCGAAAUAAUAUGACUAAUGAACCAAAUAUGAGAUAUGGUCUUGGAUCAUCUAGUGAUUACUAUGGUUUUGAUCAGUUGGUUGGUUCAUCAAAUAUGGAUAUAAGAUAUACAUAUGAUGUCGCUUAUCAUGGAAAACUAAGUUCAUAUCCACUCUAUCAUACAUCCUAUGAAGUCUUCUCCAUGAUGAAAAACUUAAUGGAUCCUGAUUUUAUGGCUCACAGAACGAUAGGACAACUUUGGGGUGUUUUAACAUUACUUUUAUCAGAAACACCUGUUUUACCGUUAAAUGUAACAAGAUAUACAACGGCACUUAUGCAGGCAAUGAAUACUCUUAAACCAAAAGAUCCUACUGUUCUCGAUCCACUUCGAAGUGCUAUCAAUGAUUUUGGUAAUGUUGCUCAAGAUUUUGUUGGACGAUCGAAAUCAUUAGAUUCUGAAAAUCCAUAUGAAAUUCGAGCAUAUAAUGAUCAAUUGUUACAACUUGAACGUGCAUUUCUAAAUCCAUUAGGACAAGGUGAUGAUUAUACUGAUUUAAAACAUAUUGUUUAUGCACCAGCGAAAAUCAAUCAAUAUGCGGCAGAUGGUUUUCCUGCUAUAAGUGAUGCUAUUGUUAGUGGUGAUUCAACAGAAAUCGCUAAUCAAGUGGCAAUCGCUACCUACUUUGUGCGCGGUGCUUUAUCUACAUUAAAAGAAUUUAAUAAUUUUUUUUCAUAA
Rotaria sp. Silwood2 is the source of this 1344-nucleotide messenger RNA. Lineage: Eukaryota; Metazoa; Rotifera; Eurotatoria; Philodinida; Philodinidae. The record is from the annotation of a GenBank genome assembly.